Camellia sinensis is the source of this 591-nucleotide messenger RNA. The record is from RefSeq and is a predicted model, not a curated record. Lineage: Eukaryota; Viridiplantae; Streptophyta; Magnoliopsida; Ericales; Theaceae.
AUGGGCAACGAAGGAAAUAAAACCGGAUCAUCAGCCAGCGGUACCAUCCCAAUGGAGCAAGUCAUGGAAAGAACAGUCACCAACUUUUUGCAGGCCUUGCAAACCAGCAUAACCAAUGGGACACUAGAAAGACGAGAAGAACCGACUAUGAUUAAACAAUUUCAGGAUCAGAAACCCACUACGUUUAUCGGCAGUCCAAACCCACUAGUGGCAGAGGCUUGGGUUAGGGACAUGGAGAAAAUCUUUCGCGCGUUACCUUGCAUAGAAAGACAGAAGGUGACUUUUGCCACAUUCAUCUUCAAAGACGAUGCACGAGAAUGGUGGCUUCUUACCCUGGAGAAGGAAAAUAUUGUGAUUUGGGCAAGAUUUUUGGAGGUCUUCUAUGAAAAAUGCUUUCCAGAUUCACUACGGGAACAAAAGGUGUUAGAAUUCAUACAUAUAAGGCAAGGAACCAUGACAGUGACCGAAAACGAAAGCAAGUUCACACAACUGACCCGAUUCGCGACAUACGUCAUCCCCAAUGAAGCUCGAAAAGCUAGGAAAUUUGAAGCUGGAUUGGAUCCUGAAAUCAAAGAUAGGCUGGAGGUUUGA